AUGCGCCUUUCUACAGCCCUGCUUCUAGCUGGGGCUGUGCCUACGUUUGCGAAACGAGCAAGGAGUGGCAGCCUCGCCAAAAGACAGGUUAUCACAGUUUUCCCCCGCGAUGCUUGGUCUACGGAAGAUCGCUAUACGAUUAUGGACAACGAUUAUACUGCCACAUCUAUGGGUCCAUUUCUCCUUACUCUUAGCGCCAACAUGACCGUCCUUGGGUUGACUGGAAACACUGCCGAUUCUUGGGCCCUGCAAUGCAGUCUCCAUGCACUCGCCCUGCUCGAACACGGCAAUCUCUCCUGCAUUCCAGUUGCCCUGGGAGAGUAUAAUCCCAUCACGAUAACCCAGGCUCGCUUCGACUCGUGCACCCAAGCUUGGGGAACUCUCGAUUGGGACGGUGUCUUCGCUCCCGAAAACCUCACCGCCGAAUCUCUCGGCAAUGACCCUACAGGUGGUAACCCAGACCGAAUCAGCAAAUCCGCCUUCGUUGAAGGUUAUCCGAACACAAGUUUCAUCGACCAGGCAGCCGCUGUUUUCAUGGUGGAACAGGUACACAGAAACGCAAAGGAACUCGUUAUCAUGGGCGGCUACGUGGACCUGAACCUCCUUCAAGUUACCUCAGACUGGAACCAGGACCUUGGCAGCGACAUCAACUUUAUAAUUGACCCCGAAGCUGCGCAUAUCGCAGUGACAGCGGAUUGGCCGUCCAUCACGAUUGUUGGUAACGUGGCAAAUUCCCUCUACUUACCCAACACGACUGUCCAGAACAUAGUUUCGAGAUCUCCCAACCUUUAUUCCGACCUAUCGGAAGAUUAUUACCUAGGCUAUCCACUGUGGGAUGAAAUCACGGCGGCAAUCAUGGCCUAUCCAGAAGUAGUGACUGACAGCAUUGAAGUGUACAUGGAGGUGAGCACGGCAUACGACUCCCCUUUCUAUGGUGGAACGUACCUUUGGGGAAACGAUUUUGCGCCUAUAUAUACUCGAAAGGUCAAUUAUGUGCUGGCAAUCAACGACACAAUGUUUUUUGAGAAGUUUGAUCGCGCCAACUUGUGUCGAAGGAAAAUGCAACUCAGCACGAGGCGAGCAGCUGAAAAGAAGCAGUGA
Exophiala xenobiotica is the source of this 1101-nucleotide messenger RNA. RefSeq lists its product as uncharacterized. Gene Ontology annotation, cellular component: cytosol. Gene Ontology annotation, biological process: purine nucleoside catabolic process. The transcript is spliced from 3 exons. Gene Ontology annotation, molecular function: purine nucleosidase activity. The record is from RefSeq and is a predicted model, not a curated record. NCBI's taxonomy places the organism in Eukaryota, Fungi, Ascomycota, Eurotiomycetes, Chaetothyriales, Herpotrichiellaceae. Bases 1 to 1101 code for a protein of 366 amino acids.